AAGUCAUCCUAUAAAUACACACCCACUCAUGCACAUGUUCAUGAGACUCUUGUAGUAAGAUACAUAAAAAAAAAAAGGAAAGGAAAAGUAUAGAGAGAGAGAGAGAAGUAAAUUUGAAACCAAAAUUUGAAACAAAUUUUAAUCUCAAAUUGAAGGCUAGUGGGAGAGAGAGAGAGAGAGAGAGAGAGAGAGACAUAGCCAUGGGGAGGCCACCAUGUUGUGACAAAGUAGGAAUCAAGAAGGGGCCAUGGACACCAGAAGAAGAUAUAAUCCUGGUUUCAUACAUCCAAGAACAUGGGCCAGGGAAUUGGAGAUCAGUUCCUACCAACACUGGCUUGAUGAGGUGUAGUAAGAGCUGCAGAUUGAGAUGGACUAACUACCUAAGACCGGGAAUAAAGCGCGGAAAUUUCACUCCUCAUGAAGAAGGGAUCAUCAUCCAUCUCCAAGCUUUGCUAGGUAACAGAUGGGCGGCUAUAGCUUCUUACCUCCCUCAAAGGACAGACAACGAUAUCAAGAACUACUGGAACACCCACCUGAAGAAGAAGAUCAAGAAGUAUCAAGCCGCGGCCGGAAACUACGUAGGCUCAUCUGAUUCGACCACCGCUAACCACGAGCUUAUGUCCAAAGGCUACAGCACUGAUGCUAUGAACAAUCCUCACUCUCCUCUCCCGCUCUCCGCUGCUACUAGCUCCUCCACCUAUGCCUCGAGCACCAAGAACAUCUCAAAGCUUCUAGAAACUUGGAUGAGGUCCACAACGCCUGUAGAUACGAAACAACCUGAAGUGAAACAGGAGCAAGGGAUCAGUGUCAGUGACGGCGCGGCUUUCGGUACCAUUCCGUCAUAUUAUAAAGGGAACAAUAUACAAGUUAAGAGUGAUCAAGAUAGUAACUGCGUGCUGAGCGGCGCGAUGGGCCACGAAGAGCUCGAAUCGCUGCUCUCGUUCGAUCAGCUGAAUAGUAUCUCUUGGGAGAGAUCAACAGAGGAAUCGGCGUAUUACGGGUCACAGCAUGCAGCAGUAGCAGACACGGAAAAGCCUCCGUUUUCUUUGCUCGAGAAGUGGCUGCUGGAGGAAGCCGCCACAGGGCAGGUAGAUCUUAUGGAGCUUUCGACCGGUUGCUGCUCAGAACCGAUGUUCUAAUAAUGAUUAAUUCAUACAUCAUAUAAAAUCGCCAACAACUGUAUAUGCAUGAGAUGAAAAACAAAGCAUCAUGCAUUUAGCUUGCCUAAUUAAUGACUUAUUUACUUUAAUUUGUUACCACCUUGAAACCAAUGAGAAAGGCAAGGUUGGUAGCUUAUUAGCAUGUAUAAGUGAAUGAACAAACAGUUUUAUUGGUACUACAUGAUAAAUUAUACAAUAUUUA
This is a messenger RNA of Ananas comosus (pineapple), 1362 nucleotides long. RefSeq names its product myb-related protein 306-like. Gene Ontology annotation, biological process: response to auxin. The transcript is spliced from 3 exons. NCBI's taxonomy places the organism in Eukaryota, Viridiplantae, Streptophyta, Magnoliopsida, Poales, Bromeliaceae. The coding region runs from base 201 to 1139 and encodes 312 amino acids. The record is from RefSeq and is a predicted model, not a curated record.